Molecule: messenger RNA, 1472 nt
Organism: Solea senegalensis (Senegalese sole)
Lineage: Eukaryota; Metazoa; Chordata; Actinopteri; Pleuronectiformes; Soleidae
Gene: dync1i1a
Product: cytoplasmic dynein 1 intermediate chain 1
Exons: 11
Coding region: 309-1457 (382 amino acids)
Biological process (GO): transport along microtubule
Cellular component (GO): cytoplasmic dynein complex
Molecular function (GO): dynein light chain binding; dynein heavy chain binding
Source: RefSeq, a predicted model, not a curated record
UCUCCUCCUUCUCGCCCAACAUCAUCCUGUUCCUCCUAGUGAUGUAUCGGCGUGCGGUGCACCUGUUUUCUGUACUAUUUAGGUCAAUGGCCGCUCAAAUGCUCUAUUUUAACCACUGUCAUCAUCAGUAGCCUCGCGGAAAGGUCGAGACGAGGUGUUCGGUGUCACCUGAGAGCCCGAGGCCUCGCUUCACUGUGAUUUAAGGAGAGGAUGUGGUAAUUUCUUCCCCCGGGGAGCAGCAGUGAGACAGCAUCUUUCCCGGGUGACACAUCAUUAUCUGUACGAGUGGACAAGCCUCGUAGGACGCCAUGUCGGACAAAAGUGACCUAAAAGCGGAGCUUGAGCGCAAGAAGCAGCGCCUCGCCCAAAUCAGGGAGGAAAAAAAGAGAAAGGAGGAGGAGAGGAAGAAGAAAGAGGUAAGGAAAAAAACAGAGAGCCAGCAGAAGGCUGAGGUGACUCCAGAGGAUUCAGACCUGGACAGAAAGCGCCGGGAGACUGAGGCCCUCCUUCAGAGUAUUGGUAUAUCACCGGAGCCUCCUCUUGUCCCGACCCCUGUGUCCCCCUCCAAAUCAGUGAGCACGCCCAGUGAGGCGGGGAGCCAGGACUCAGCCGAUGGUGGCCCGGCAGGCAGGUCAGGUUUGUCUAAAAACAAGUCCCAAGCACAAAGCACAAGGACGCUGCAGUGGGACACAGACCCUUCUGUGCUGCAGCUGCAGGCUGAUUCAGAGCUCGGGCGGAGGAUGCAGAAGCUGGGGGCCUCCAAGAUCACACAGGUAGACUUCCUUCCCAAAGAGGUGGUGUCUUACAGCAAAGAGACACAGACGCCGCUUGCUGCCCACCUGUCUGAAGUAGAGGAGGAGGAGGAAGAUGAAGAGAUGAUGGAGCCAAAGCCAGGCCCCGAAUCAGAGCCGCAGGAUGAAGACGACAACAAAGAAAACAAAGAAGGCUCAUUUUCAGUGCUGAGGGAGCUGACAGAGGAGGAGAGACAGCAGAUCCUUCACUCCUCGGAAUUUCAGAGCUUCUUCGACUGCAGCAUCCGAGUGAUGGAGCGUGCUCUGGCUGAAGACGGUGACAUCUUCUUUGACUACAGCGGCCGUGACCUGGAGGACAAAGAGGGAGACUCAGGCAGUGGCUCCAGUCUCUCUUGCAGUCGACUCUUCUAUGAUGAACACUGGUCGAAACACCGCGUUAUCACCUGUCUUGACUGGUCUCCUCAGUAUCCAGAGUUGUUGGUUGCUUCCUAUAACAACAAUGAAGAUGCUCCUCAUGAACCGGACGGUGUUGCCCUGGUGUGGAACAUCAAAUUUAAGAAGGCCACCCCCGAGUACAUUUUUCACUGUCAGGUACUGAUCAAACCACACGUACAUUUUACAGAUGGGUUAUAUAAUGGGAAUCGUGAUGGAAGGAACAAAGAGGUCAAAGAUUGCUGGGUAAAAAAAACACAAAACAUCCAGUAAUGUUGAGCUUUUUUG